AAAAGAAAAGCCUUACGAAAAUUUAAACAUCCCAGCGCGAAUAAGCCGCAACGAGAGCGAGCAAGUGAGAGAAAGAGAGAGGAGAGAUACGCCGUGAGUGAGUGAGGGAGAGAGCAACAACAAUGCAAGGCACGCAGUUGUUGCUGCCGCUGCUGGUGGCGUUGGCGUUGGCGCAAGCGCAGAAUAUAGAAUCGGAUUGCAGUUUUCCUGGAUCGCCGGCUCACAGUAGCGUUGUGUUCUCGAAUGCGAAUCUAACACAGGGUACAGUUGCCUCCUACAGCUGUGAGCGAGGAUUUGAGCUGCUCGGUCCCGCACGACGUGUGUGCGACAAAAGUCAAUGGGUGCCCGAGGGUAUACCAUUUUGUGUUCUCAAUGUGGCCGCUGGCAAGGCUCCCAUGCAAAUAUCCACCGAGGGCGCUGGCGCUCCCCAGAAGGCCAUCGAUGGUUCCACAUCGGCCUUCUUUACACCGGAAACCUGCUCGCUAACAAAAUCGGAACGUUCCCCAUGGUGGUAUGUGAAUCUAUUGGAACCCUAUAUGGUGCAAUUGGUGCGUUUGGAUUUCGGCAAAUCCUGUUGUGGAAAUAAACCAGCAACUAUUGUGGUGCGUGUGGGUAAUAAUCGUCCCGAUUUGGGAACAAAUCCAAUUUGUAAUCGUUUCACUGGACUCCUGGAGGCUGGUCAACCUUUAUUCCUGCCCUGCAAUCCACCCAUGCCGGGUGCUUUUGUCAGUGUGCAUUUGGAGAAUAGUACACCAAAUCCUCUGUCGAUAUGCGAGGCAUUUGUCUACACGGAUCAGGCAUUGCCCAUUGAGCGUUGUCCCACAUUCCGGGAUCAGCCACCCGGUGCAUUGGCCUCGUACAAUGGCAAAUGCUAUAUAUUCUAUAAUCGUCAGCCAUUGAACUUUUUGGAUGCCUUAUCGUUUUGUCGCUCCCGUGGCGGAACUUUGAUUAGCGAGAGUAACCCGGCCCUGCAAGGCUUCAUUAGCUGGGAACUGUGGCGACGUCAUCGCAGCGAUGUCAGCUCCCAGUACUGGAUGGGAGCGGUGCGGGAUGGCAAUGAUCGCAGCAUCUGGAAGUGGGUCAAUGGCGAUGAAUUGACCGUCUCGUUCUGGAGCCAUCCCGGUGGCGAUGAGGAUUGUGCCCGUUUCGACGGCUCCAAGGGUUGGCUAUGGAGCGACACCAAUUGCAACACGCUCUUGAAUUUCAUUUGUCAGCAUCAGCCAAAGACUUGCGGACGUCCCGAACAACCACCCAAUUCCACAAUGGUGGCCCUGAAUGGCUACGAAGUGGGAGCCCAGAUCAAAUACAGUUGCGAUGCCAAUCAUUUGUUGGUGGGACCGGCGACACGUACCUGCCUGGAGACAGGUUUCUAUAAUGAGUUUCCACCUGUAUGCAAAUAUAUUGAAUGCGGCUUGCCGGCCAGCAUUGCCCAUGGUUCAUAUGGACUUUUGAAUAAUACGGUGGGCUACCUCAGUCUGGUGAAAUAUACCUGCGACGAGGGCUAUGAGAUGAUUGGACGGGCCCUGCUCACUUGUGACUUUGAUGAACGUUGGAACGGACCUCCACCACGUUGCGAGAUUGUGGAAUGUGACACAUUGCCGGGCAAUUAUUACAACACGAUUAUCAAUGCUCCGAAUGGCACUUACUAUGGAUCCAAGGCGGAAAUUACAUGUCCACCCGGUUACCGCAUGGAGGGACCACGUUCGCUGACUUGUCUAGCCACCGGCCAGUGGAGUAGUGCCCUGCCGCGAUGCAUUAAACUGGAGCCGACCACUUUGGCCACAGCUGCUGCUCCAACUGUGCCCGUCUCAUUGGCCACACAACCGCCAUUCCGGCCCAAGAUAACAAGCACAAGCAGCAGCAGCAGCCCCACCACCAGUCGCACUCCAGCUUAUCGUCCAGUGUCGACAGCUAGCUCCAACUAUCCCAGCAUUAGUACACCUCAAGUGGAGAUCAAUGGAGAAUCCGAUUCCGAAGAGGAAAUCAAUGUGCCAGUACCUGGAACAGUGCGUGAAGAAUUCCCACCACGGCGCACAGUGCGUCCUGUCCUCAUACCGAAGAAACCGAAUAGCACGCCAGCCUAUGCACUGCCACCGAGCACAGCUGCACCACCAGCCGCUGCAUCACCCACACCUUCGACAUAUGCUCCAACAGUGUCGCGGAAUCGUCCCAAUGUGGAGACAACGACCAGGAAUACACAGCAAAUUAUACAGAACUCACAUCCGCAGGAUAAUGAGAUACCCGAUAGUAACAAUAUUCGUCAGAAUCAAUCGCCCAAUGUCAAUGUACCGUUCGCUGUCGAUAAUCCCGAUCGCAAGGAGACCAAAGAGGCUAAACUCAAUCUUGGGGCGAUUGUUGCCUUGGGGGCAUUUGGUGGUUUUGUCUUCUUGGCUGCUGUCAUCACGACCAUUGUGAUAUUGGUCCGAAGCACCCCGAACAGCAAACGGCGGCACAUUGCAAAACACUUGACCGACUAUCAUCAUCAUCAUCAGCAUCUGCAUCAUCCGCAUUCGCAUUCGCAUCCGCAUCAUCCACAUCCGCCGCAGCAGCAUCAGCAGAAGCCAUAUCAUCAGCAACAACAGAUGGAGCAAAGGUAUCGACAACGUGGUCCGGCACCACCGCCGCCACCACGACCCACAGCCACUCAUCGUCUGCCCAGUUAUGCCACAGCAACGGCAACUAGUGCCACUAGCUAUGCCUCCACAGCCCAAUUGACGAGAUGCAGUGGCAAGGGGAUGCGGAUAUUUGGUUCCAAUUCGGUGGGAUAUGGCAGCAUCAGUUCCAGUACAUGCUGUGAACCACAAUCGGCGGCGUUGCCAACUUCCUCGCUGUGGUAUAGUGUGCUGGCGUUGCCAUUCGAUGAUCAGAAACUGGGAAGGCGGGAAUUUAGUAGUUAUGGGCGUGGCUAUAAGGCACGAGCCGGGCUCUUUAGCAAUUCAAAUCGCACUACCCAACACUAUCGCCAUCGUGCCUCACCAGACUGCAAUACCGUUGCCAGCUUUGAUAGCUCCACCUCAGGAUCCCGGAAUGGUCUCAAUAGAUACUAUCGCCAAGCUUGGGAAAAUCUCCACGAAUCGGCAUCCAAGAAUAGCUCACACAAUGCCCUGCGCCGCAAGGAAACCUUAGAUCCACCCAGUAUGACCCGAUCUCGCGAUAAUCUGCGCGACAAUAUGCAACGUUCUCGAGAGAAUCUUGAUAGAUGUGGUCGCGACAAUUAUGGCAUGCGCGAUGACUCCGAAAUGGUUGUCUCCGAUGUGUGCCUGAAGGGCGAAAAGAAGCGUCAUCACCAUCAUCAUCACAAGAGCAGCUCCCGCAAUGGCGACUAUCGUGAUCGGGAUCAAUCGGCUGGCAGACGUGAUCAUCAUAGGCACAGCGGUGGUGGCGGAGGCAACGGAGGAGCCGGCGGCAGCGGAGGUGGCGGUGGACACUAUUGACCAACCAUGGUUAUCACUAUCAAUGUGGAGCGGCAAUAAUCUGUGUAGCUGUAGCAAUUCCUUCUUGUGUGUGUAUGUGCGUGUGAAUGAAUGGGUGUGAGUAUGUCUGUGCGUGUGUGAAAGAGUGAGAUAUUGUAGAAUGCAACAUCGAAAGAACAACGGCAAAAAAGGUUUUGAAUAAUUGUAGCAAGUUAAUUUUUUUUUUUUUUGUGUAAUUUUGUUCACUUUGAAUAAGAUGAGAAAUAAGUUUAGUUUAAACCAGGGCUGCAAAAUGCGGUUUGUUAACGACAUUUUCGACCGCUUCAAACAUUCCUGGUCAGAGCAAGAAUAUCUAUUUCCCCUCGAACAAGUCAAUUUUACUUACCUAGAUCACAUAUCACUUAUCUGUAUAUCGAAAUUUUUUGAUGACCGACACUGAAUCGUAUAUACAUAUAUUUAUUAGCAGAAAAGUUUUUU
Molecule: messenger RNA, 3890 nt
Organism: Drosophila willistoni
Lineage: Eukaryota; Metazoa; Arthropoda; Insecta; Diptera; Drosophilidae
Exons: 11
Coding region: 123-3434 (1103 amino acids)
Source: RefSeq, a predicted model, not a curated record